AUGUCGAUGUCCAAGAGCUCCAAGAUGCUGCCAUAUAUAAACUAUAGGAUGAGGGUGACGAUCCACGACGACCGGCAACUCGUCGGGAAGUUCAUGGCCUUCGACUGCCACAUGAAUCUCGUCCUCGAAGACUGCGAGGAGUUCUGGUGCCUUCCCCCUGUCAAGGGUAAGAAGGAGGAGCAUGAGGAUCGUCGAACCCUUGGCCUCGUCCUCCUCCAUGGUGAGGAGGUCGUCUCUCUGACCGUCAAGGGCCCUCCCCCUCCCAAAGAAUCCCGCGCCACGUCCGUUGUUGUUGGCGUCAGCCCUGGUGAUGGCAAUGGCAACGGUGGAGACGGCGACGGCUAA
Messenger RNA from Nymphaea colorata (pocket water lily), 345 nucleotides. RefSeq lists its product as uncharacterized. Gene Ontology annotation, molecular function: RNA binding. The transcript has a single exon. Gene Ontology annotation, biological process: mRNA splicing, via spliceosome. The record is from RefSeq and is a predicted model, not a curated record. NCBI's taxonomy places the organism in Eukaryota, Viridiplantae, Streptophyta, Magnoliopsida, Nymphaeales, Nymphaeaceae. Gene Ontology annotation, cellular component: U5 snRNP; cytoplasm; U4/U6 x U5 tri-snRNP complex. The coding region runs from base 1 to 345 and encodes 114 amino acids.